GGGAAAUUUAAGCGGGGGGCACAGUUUCUAACAGAACUUGCACCUCUGUGUAAGAUUUACUGCUCUGAUGGAGAAGAAUACACCAUAUCUAGCUGUGUUAGAGGACGGUUGAUGGAAGUGAAUGAAAACAUUCUCCAUAAGCCAUCUAUUCUUCAAGAGAAGCCAUCCACCGAAGGAUACAUUGCAGUUGUGUUGCCCAAGUUUGAAGAAAGUAAAAGCAUAACAGAAGGGUUACUGACACAAAAACAGUAUGAAGAAGUCGUGGUGAAACGCAUCAAUGCCACAACAGCGACCUCAUGAGGAUUAAGACUGAGUGAAAACAACAGGGCAUUCUUAUUCUUACCUGGCCUACCAGUCAGUGCACUAAGGAAGAACCAGAGAUGCUGAAGCAUACUUCACACCCAGCCAUCCGCAGGGAGGCCUGAUUGAAAACCUGACCUAGGUUUCCUUCUUUGUCUUGCAUAACAAGCCUUGAUUCCAUUUUGUCUUCAACCUCCCAGAUCUGCCUGCCCACGUACUCACUCUGUUCUUUUGCUUUUCUCUUUCUAACAACUGGCAAGCGACAGACGUUUUUCUGAUUAAAAACCAACAAAAAAAGCACUUUGAGGAAAAUUUGAAAAAGACAGAAAACACAGCAAAAUAAAAAAUAAUUUACCCAUCAUCCUGUAACCCGUUAGUAAAUACUAGGUUUUGAUGUGAUUCUGUUUGAGUAUUAUGUCAUGGUUAUUGUUUUUGCCUCAAUUUUCCAUCACUUUGAAGUUGAAAAACAACAACUGGCCUUUCUUACCCAAUCUGCUUCAGUGUGACACGACCAAAACGUCUGGUCCCACCCCUUCUGCCCCAACUCCCCCGCUCAGGUUGCUGGGAAGAGGCAGGGUGUAGAGUGUACCUUCUCUAUGUCUAUGGGUCGGCCUUCAACUCUGAACAAUGUAGCACUGUAACACUGGUUUCUUAAUGAGGGACACAUGAAGAGGCUUUGAAAGGGGCUUUGCUAACAUGGAAGUAUCAAUAUUAUAAUGCUGUAUGAAGUAACAUGUGCAUUUGUGGUCACUCAGUCUCACA
This is a messenger RNA of Delphinapterus leucas (beluga whale), 1062 nucleotides long. Lineage: Eukaryota; Metazoa; Chordata; Mammalia; Artiodactyla; Monodontidae. The record is from RefSeq and is a predicted model, not a curated record.